Messenger RNA from Rhineura floridana, 3547 nucleotides. It is a transcript of the gene ASPNAT, whose product is annotated as N-acetyltransferase 8 like. The transcript is spliced from 3 exons. Gene Ontology annotation, cellular component: mitochondrial membrane. The record is from RefSeq and is a predicted model, not a curated record. Gene Ontology annotation, molecular function: L-aspartate N-acetyltransferase activity. The coding region runs from base 2678 to 3547 and encodes 289 amino acids. Lineage: Eukaryota; Metazoa; Chordata; Lepidosauria; Squamata; Rhineuridae.
AGGCUGGGUUUGUAAACGUUCAGAGUUGGAUCAUCCGCGGGAAAGAAAGAGUUGCUCCUUCUUUCCUUCCUCGCUUCUUCACGCCCUCAUCAGUCCCCCCCCCGCGGGGUUAGUCACUUGAUCAACGUGCAGCUCGGCAUCACAUUACACGCGCGCACCUUGUUGCCUUUCCCUGUAAGGUUUAGGAGGGAGCGUUAUGCUGAGGUGGGCGGGAAACAAGAAGGAGCAAACCUGUGAACAGGAUCAAUUCAUGCCGGCUGCAGAAUAAAGAAUUAAAGCUUUACCUGGACUUCAGGCUACAGACAGAUGCAAGGAGGACUUUCAGAGGGUUUGUGCAUUUUUCGGGGAAGCGUUCAGACAUGCCACCCACUCCUGAGUGGUAGAGCCCAGGAAAAAAAGCGCUUUGUGACUUGAUUUUGCUGCAACACACUGAGGGGGUGAAAGGCAAAGAGAAGGCAAAGCUGCGGGGAAGAGGAGACUCAUGGAGGCAGGAAAGAAGAAAAAGGGACCUUCCUGCAGGGUUUCAAAGGAAACAUUCACUGCUCGGCGUCUGGUUAUUUUUCUUUUUUCGGUCCUAAAGGACACUGGAAGGAAAGUGGCUGGCAGCCCCAUCCUGUUUUGCGGUGGCUGGGAGUUUGGUUAUUUCCUUGGCCCAGGGAAAGCCCAAGAAAUUUGCCUGAAGCAAAGAACAACAUAUUUCUCUCUCUUCCCCCACACCGGCGGAUUUCAUGUACAAAAGCCGACCGAAACUUCGGGACUCCUCUCCACCCCACCUGAAGAACCUAGAUUGGCGCAGGGCCUGUUGGGUAGGCUGGAAGGGGGGGACGUGACUCUCUCGGUCUUCCACCACCUCUCCUCACCGCUACUGCCUCCGCCCUCAGCAUCUUGUUGCCUUACAGCGCCCUUUUCAUUCCCAGCUAGCCUACCGCGACCUAAACAGGAGAGCUUGCGGAAAAAGCGUGGAAGGGGGUUCCACAUGAGUGGGAUAAGAAAGCAGGCAGGCAGGAAAGAGCAAGGAAUAGGGUCAUUCCCUUUUCUGGGUCGGAGGAACGAGCUAGAAGGGCGGCACAGAAGGGGUAGCAGAAACCUGAGCUUCGGGAGCGGAUUUCUGGAUGGCGAGAGUGCAGAGGUAUAUUUCUGAGGAAACAAAGCGCGUCUUGCGCUUGUCUUUACCCGCCUUUCUGCUCCCCCUCGCCCUGCCUUUCUUCUUGUCAACGUCUGAGGCCGAACAUGCUGUCUUGCGAGUGACCCCGUUAGAUUUUUGCUGAGGGUGUAGGAAAAAGAAAGGGUGGGGGUUAUGCAACGCAAUUUAAAAACACCCCUCGUUAUUCCGUAAAACUUUCCUUUAAAACACACACGCACAAAAGAGUGCUGCUAAUCGCCUGCCUCCUGUGGAUGGGCCCUGGGUCUGCCUGCCAUUCAGCUCUUUGAAGCUAGAAGGUGUUCCGGAGAAGCUGGGAUCAACGGCCGGGGAUUUUGCGCACAAGUAAAGGAAAGUGUUAAUAGACACUUACAAACUACCGCAGUGGUGAAUGACUCAUCCAAUCACCGCGGAGAAAAAAGAGCAGCCGGAUAGAGGUCUCCACAGAAGAGAAAGAAGCUCUCAUUUUCACUCAUUGCAGCUCAAUGCUAGGCAUGUCUACUUGGAAGUAAGUUCCAUUGAGUUCCAUGGGGAUUAAUUUUCAAAGAAGUGUGAAUUCUAUUACAGGCUUUUUAAAGAAAUCCGUCAAAAUAAAAAGUUGCUCUAAUGUCUUAUAAAACAAUAUCUAGGCUGUCAUUCCAUAUCAGUACUCACCUAGAAGAAAACCCGACAUGAAAUCAGUAGGAUUAACUUCCAAGUACACAUGCAUGGAUCCGGGCUGCAACAGCUAUUAGAUCACAUGUAAUCAACGGCAACGCGGCAAUUUGUAAAAAUAGACUAGACUUUCUCAGUCCCAAACCUAUCUUCCCCCCACCCCCAUGGCAGGUAAUUCACACAAAGCCUUUAAUUUGCAAAAAGUGUACACGACAGAUUAUAUCUGAAAUGUGUAUUUGAAUACAUGUUUUAUUAAGAGAUUCUCUCACCUUUGUUCACCAGAAUAAAAACUCGUGCACAUACACCCUCAUGGAAAUAAAGAACACUGUGUGUUUGUAGGAUUCUUCCUAGAUUCCUUUUUCUGGUUUGAGAGCUAUCCUAAGUUGAAACGCUGUAAAUGCUUGAAAGUGGUGCAGCCUUCGAUUCCCCCCACACUGAAGUCAGUCGUGUUCUUUCCCCAGUGAGGCACUACUUCUAACGGUUUGGCACAGAAUUUUUGUAAGCCUCAGCAGGACUCGGAGCGUCGAAAGGUGGCAUCAAAGCUAAUUCUGUAGUAAUUUGCCAUAAAGCACAGUAAGGAGGCGUUGCUCCUGUCCACCAGACACCCACUCUCCGCAAGCGAGCGAAAUAACGAAAGGCGCUGUAACCGUCGCCAGCCAGUGGAAAGGACGCUAGGACCCUGGGGGACCCCGUUCCAAACUGCAUCGUCUCUGCUGCAUUAUAAAUACUUCUCCAAAAUACGGCGGACCUCCUUUCUCCCUUCGCCACUGCCUCCUCAGUCCAUUUCGCAUCAUUAAAAAGCAUCGAGCGUAGCCACUGCUUGGCAGGAUUCUUUUCUUUUUCUUUUCCUAAAUUUCAAGCCAUUUUUCUUGGUCAGUUUGCAUGCAUUAUUUGUCUCCCAAGAUGGUUUGUGAGACUAAGAUAGUGGCAGAAGAUCAUGAAUCGAUUUUAGGAACAAAAAAAGAGACAAUAAUCGUCUCGUCUUCUCAGAUGUGGCCCUCUUUAGCGGGCUCGACGUCGUCUCCCCCGACAUCUCUGGGCACCGCGGUGGAUGCAGAGGACAAGAAGGAGGGCGUUUGCAUCAGGGAAUUUCACCCUUGCGAUCAAGAAGUGGUGCGUCGCAUAUUUUAUGAAGGCAUAAUGGAAAGGAUCCCUAACACAGCCUUCAGAGGGUUAAAAGACCAGCCCUUUACGCAGCUGGUUUAUGGGACAAUGGCUGUAAUAUGCUUUGUUGUGACCAAGUCCUUGCUGCUGACCUGCUGUUUGCCCAUCUUUCUAAUGGGCAUGAGGUACUACUUCAGUAGAAAAGUUAUCCUCAGCUAUCUCGAGUGCGCACUGAAUACGGACAUGUCUGAUAUUGAGCAAUAUUACAUGAAAUCACCAGGUUCCUGCUUCUGGGUUGCUGUGCUGAAUGGCAAUGUCGUGGGCAUCGUAGCUGCAAGAGGGAAUGAGGAAGACAACACAGUGGAGUUGCGUCGUAUGUCUGUUGACUCCAAAUACCGUGGCAAAGGGAUUGCCAAAACUCUGGGUCGCAAGGUGGUGGAGUUUGCCAUAGUCAAUAAUUACUCUUCUAUUGUACUGGGAACCACAGCAGUGAAGGUGGCAGCCCAUAAGUUGUAUGAGUCUUUAGGAUUCAAGCAUGUGGGUGUUGUUGAACAUUAUGCGCUGCCUGGGAUGACACAUUCUAUUCUAGAGCGAAUGUUUUUCCAGCUUCGCUUCCACCGCUACUGCCUGCAGCUGCGUGAAGAAUAA